Messenger RNA from Hippocampus comes (tiger tail seahorse), 607 nucleotides. It is a transcript of the gene polr1h, whose product is annotated as RNA polymerase I subunit H. The record is from RefSeq and is a predicted model, not a curated record. Gene Ontology annotation, molecular function: zinc ion binding; nucleic acid binding. Gene Ontology annotation, cellular component: RNA polymerase I complex. The transcript is spliced from 5 exons. Bases 121 to 477 code for a protein of 118 amino acids. Gene Ontology annotation, biological process: termination of RNA polymerase I transcription; DNA-templated transcription. NCBI's taxonomy places the organism in Eukaryota, Metazoa, Chordata, Actinopteri, Syngnathiformes, Syngnathidae.
UGACACCUAAAUUUGGAAAACGCGUGACGUCAUAUUUAUGCGACGCGUUGCCGAAAGACGGAGACUCUCCAAAGAACGCUUAACAUUUGCUUAUAUCGUUAUUUUGGACAACGGAUAGACAUGUCAUGUUUUAGUGGCGAUCCCAACUUCUGUCCAGAGUGUGGAAAUGUUCUUCCGUUACCAGGGAUGAAAGACGCCGUCUGCUGUCCCCGCUGCUCCUUUUCCAUCUCUGUAUCAGAGUUUUCAGGCCGAGAGAUACGCUCGACGGUCGUCUUCAACACACUGGACAAGUCUUCUGUGGAUCUGGAGGGGAGUGAUGACUCUGAAAUGAAGGGUCCUGUGAUCGACAGACGCUGCACUCGCUGCAAUAAAGAAGGCAUGAUUUAUCACACAAGACAGAUGAGAUCUGCGGAUGAAGGCCAGACCGUCUUCUUCACCUGUAUACACUGCAGGUAUCAAGAGAAGGAAGACUCUUGAGAGCAUUCUGCAACUUUUCUCUUUGUAUUAUUUUAUAUUCACGAAAAAUGUAACAUGUUAUAGAUGUUGUAGUAAAAUGUAUAUUUAAAAAAAAAGAAAGACCAACCAAAUAAAAUCCAAUUGAACAUGA